UGUGCUGAUGCUCAGAUUUGUCAGGACGGAAAAUGUGUUUGUCCAAACGGUAACACAUUUUGUAGCCCUACCUGCGUUGACACUACAUCUGACAUACAAAACUGCGGAUCUUGUGGUAACAUUUGCCCAAGCGAUAAUGUCUGCGUAAACGGUGCAUGUGUCGAUUGCGCAGUUAAUUCAGAUUGUGUUAGCGAUUGGUUGCUUAAUCCUGAAACUGGCGAAGCUAUUGGUGCCGCAGGCACAUGCAUUGACAAUGUCUGCUAUGUUUGCGCUGAUGGAUGUUUGUCUCAAAGUUAUUGUUCUUCAUUUGAAACCACAGGUGGCGGUGCUCCUGCACUCUGUAAGACGGAUUCAUCUUGUGAUUACUUUAGAAUAGGUAUAAGUGGAGAUGAUGGCGAAACCAAAUCAUCAAGUUUCACCGAUGGUGUACCACUGUGGCACCAAGAUUCUCUAAGUUUUAUCUAG
This is a messenger RNA of Diversispora eburnea, 465 nucleotides long. The record is from the annotation of a GenBank genome assembly. Lineage: Eukaryota; Fungi; Glomeromycota; Glomeromycetes; Diversisporales; Diversisporaceae.